CGUCAGUCAAAGUUAACGGAGGUUAACGGAGAGUGACCAAACUUGAAAUGUUCAACUAAUUAGAGUGACUACAAAUGGAAUAAAUUAAUUUGAGUGGCAAACGUGAAAUUUUAUAGCAAUUCGAGUGACCAAACUUGCAAUUAAGCCCACACAAUUUGGUUCAGUUAGAUGAUAAAAUAGGCAUAUCACUACCUUUCAGGCCUGUUGAAUUGCCCGGCCCAUGAUUGGCUAAGUUGUUGACUGGGCCUAACACUACCUUUCAGGCCUGUUGAAUUGCCCGGCCCAUGAUUGGAUUCCAGCCUGGCCCACGAUCAUUUCCCCCGCCGAUCAGCCUUCUUAUCUUCACCAUUCACUUGGCAUUUGCCGACAACUUCCAUUAUUUCUCUUCUACUACCCUCCGUCUCGGGUUUCCUUGGCCAGUAGAUGGAGACGAAGAAGACUCGGAAAAUCGCGAGCACGGAGCUGGGAAUCGACGCCACCGACAGGCUCAGCUCUUUGCCGGACGAAGUCAUCUCCCAAAUCCUCUCUUUCCUGCAAACCAAGUACGCCGUCGGGACCGCCGUCCUCAGCCGACGCUGGAAGGAUCUCUGGACUAGGGUUUCGAAUCUCGAUCUCGACAAUGAAUUGAUAUACCAGCCAGCGCCAGGUAACAUUGCUUUCCAGAGCUUGCCGUUGGAUGAACAAGAGAAAUAUAAAGAGGGUAGUUUACCCGCGCUGGAGGUUUUAGGGAGGAGACUCUUGGAAUUCUCCCGCUUCGUCGAAAGGGUCCUGAGCCAUCACAAGGAUCUAAAUUCUGUGAGGCGUUUCCGAUUCCAUUGUUCAAUAGGGGUUCGUGAAGGGGAAUUGAGGCCUGGGUUUUGGUUUACGAGGGAAUGGGUGUUUGGUCAUCUGCUUGAGGAGAUCGACAUAGUGAUUGAAGGGCAGAUUGCUGGAGUCGGUGGACGCUACCUUCCACAGAACUUCUACACUUUGAAGAAUCUGAGAGUUGUGAAGCUUAAAGGGGUUAUACUGAGUUCAGCAAAAGCGUCCAUUUUCCUUCCUUUCCUUCCUAGUGCGAAGAUCUUGCAGCUUCGGAACGUGGUCUUUCCGGACUUCGAGUCCUUGAGCUGUCUCAUUUCUGGCUGCCCUGUUCUAGAGACGGCAAUUCUGGAGGGUUGCUUUGUGCCGCACAAUGAGCAAAACAUUCUCAUGGUUUCCUUACCAUACCUGAAGACCUUGAAGAUGAUUGAAUUUGGCAACACCUGUAUGUGUCCCAUCGUAAUCGAAGCACCAAAUCUUGAAGAGCUUCAUCUCGAGGAGUUUGCAGAGAUAAAGUUUGUGGGUAGUAGUACAUUGUCAUGCCUUCAUUCUGCACAUGUUGAUGUUGGUCGGUGUGACGGCUGCUCGAAUCAUGUACUUUAUGGGAUCCUCCAACAAAUUUGCAAUGCGAAGAAAAUGUUCCUGUCUGGGAAAACUAUGAAUCUUCUGCGAGUCAGCAAUCAUUUGCCACUGCCUAUCUUUCCGAAGUUGACACAUUUGACGAUCGGAAAUGGAGGGCGCAGUCGGAGUUUGCACUCCUUUCUCAACUCAGCAUCCAAACUACAAUCUCUCAUUAACUUGGGGAUCCCUUUUUGGAACAUGGAGUGGGGGGUAUUGGAAACCUCUCGGACUCCCGAGUGUUUGUUAUCGAGUCUCGAGGAAAUAGAGAUCAAGGAUCUUGUAGCACAUGAAGACCAUAGGAAACUGAUAGCGUAUCUACUCAAUGCUGGAGCUGUCCUGAAGAAGAUGGAUAUUCAUAUAAAGGAGUAUAUUCUUAACAUUAAAAAACGCGAAUUUUUUGCGUCACUGCUAAAACUGCAGAGAGGGUCGAGCCAUUGUGAAGCUCGUGUUUUACUUGCCAACAACGAAGAGAUCCGCAUCAGUAGCGACAAUGAGACUGGUAUUGACUAAAAAAUUGGAUGACUGACUUUGACGACAUUGAUGUCACGAUCCACAACGAGGUUGAUGGGGAGGAGGAGACUCUGAAAGCAUGGUGGUGGGCAGGAUUCAGCCUCUGAGUAAACUGAUGAUUUGCAUAUUCUUACCCUAGUGGCCAAGAGUUUUAUUCUGAUGAUUAUUGAUAUGGAUUCAAAAUCAUAGGAUAAUUGUGGAUUCGUGUUCCCUUUUUGGAGUGGUUUGUUUGGAUGCAUAUAAGACUUUGUGGAGGAGAGAUUACACUCGUGUCUAGAUUGCUUCCUGCUUCAUUUUUUCUCCUUGGUUUUUGUGUGUUCUUAGCCGUGUGUUGUAAAAUCGUGUAUACAGGCUUUAGUGGUAUGGAAGUAUGUAACGGAUGAACAAUGGUUAAAUCACGAUUUUAAUAUAAGAAUUCCUACCCUGAUUUUUUUUUUUUUUUUGUGUUAUUGCUUCAGGUUAUGGUUUUUUCUGCUAUAACUUCAGUUACGGUUUUAUAAUCAUUGGUUAUUAACUUAUUACAACUUGUACAUCCAAGCAUUUUCAUGAACCUUACAUCGAUUAUGAUCAAGCUGUUAUUAGUAAUAUUUUCAGAAUUUUUUCGUGGAGUCAAACAUUGCAAGUUUUUGCUCAUAGUGAUCCUUCAAUAGUUGUUUUUUUUAUGACUAAUGCAUGUGUCGUCAAGCUAAAUCUUGCAAGUUUUUUCACAAUUACCUUUCAAUAAUCUCUUAUGAAUUAUGGACAUCUUCUAUACUUUAUCGAUGUAAGAUUUGAUAUCCCCCAAUAAUAUAUAGUACACUUUUGUGUACUUUCCUCUAUUUCAAAUUUCCUGCAACGAGAGUGAAAGUAGGAAGGACAUUUUUGUCUUUAUAAUUAUUUAUCUCACAUUAUUAAAAAUAUCAACAUCAGGAUUUGAACUAGGGUCUCUUCAAACAAAGACAAUAAUCACAACCAUUUACACUGAACAAAUUUGUUGUGUUAUUUUGAAUAUAAAAUAUACACGAAGUUCAACUCUCUGAAAAUCGCAGGACUUUCCAUCAUGAUUAGCAAGCCAAGUAAGUAUACCGUAUGUAUUCUUAUGGUGCUUGAUACUUCAAUUUUCAUAGUAGAGUUUCAUGUCAUUUUCUCAAUUUUAAAAUUCUUUCUCUCUCCUUAAUUUUUGCUAAAGGUAAAUUGAUAAUUGGCUACCAUGGAAAAAACUAAUUUUGUCACUACGUGUGUGUCUUUGCAUUUUUCAAUUAAAUUUUGUGAUUUUUAUCUUUGUUUUUAUCUCUUUCUAACUUCCUCGAAAAUUUCCUUCAUCGUACGAUAGUUUGCACCCCUUUCACUUCCCAGUACAAGGCCGCCUUUGAAAAUCGAUCAUCCGGUAUCUCUUGGCACGCGAUUUUAUUGUUGGGGAUUCAAGUUGGGAAAGUAAAAGAGUUUAAUCAAUAAUGGAGUUGCAGAAGGAGGAUUCGAAAUUGAAUUUACGGUUGAAAUAUAUGUCUCUACUCUCUUGAGAUAAAAAUUUGGUUGUACAACAAAGAGUGGUGGCUAUUGGAUUUUUAUGUUUAUGAUUUUUACAUCUAUCGCAACCUAUUUCUAUCUUAAAACGAGGAAUCAUUGAUUGAUUUAUUGAAGUAGGUCGAUUCUUUAUUCAACCUACUGGAACUGAUAGACAAGGAGUGUGUCAUUUUGUGCAUUAUUACUUUGAUUGAGUCUAUUAGUAUGUUGGAGAUAACCCCAAUUUUGUCGUUUGCUCUCAAGUUUUGAUGGUCCCCUCUUAGCUGAGUUGUUAGUAUAUAGUUGGCUUGAAUCAACAACUCUCCAUUUCUUUUUGAUUAGUGGCAUAUUGUUCAUUAAUGGAGCACAUUAAAUCCUUAUGUAGGAUUGUGAGGUGAUUUAGUUUCAAACUAUCUAAUGGUCAUUUGGAAUUUCACUGAGCUUUUAUACCCUCUUUCUUGACAAUCAACUAACCAAUAGUAU
Molecule: messenger RNA, 3894 nt
Organism: Linum trigynum
Lineage: Eukaryota; Viridiplantae; Streptophyta; Magnoliopsida; Malpighiales; Linaceae
Source: the annotation of a GenBank genome assembly